Molecule: messenger RNA, 6859 nt
Organism: Lytechinus variegatus (green sea urchin)
Lineage: Eukaryota; Metazoa; Echinodermata; Echinoidea; Temnopleuroida; Toxopneustidae
Gene: akap10
Product: A-kinase anchor protein 10, mitochondrial-like
Exons: 11
Coding region: 108-2252 (714 amino acids)
Biological process (GO): intracellular protein localization
Cellular component (GO): plasma membrane
Molecular function (GO): protein kinase A binding
Source: RefSeq, a predicted model, not a curated record
UUAUAGCUGGCGCUGUUUAGAAGGAAAUUCAGAUAAUUUCAGUGCGAAGUCGCGGCUGAAACAGCCAGUGAAUUUACUAAAUUAAGCUCGAUACGAUGAUGGAAUGAAUGAGCAACAUGCCCCUCUUUAAGAGGAAAUCAGAAAAAAGAGGCCAGCAGCCGACAGUACGGCAGGCAUCGCAGCAUGGAUCUCCAUCGGGGAAAGCAAGCCAUCCACACCAGAGAACACAGAACCAACAGCAUGUGCAACAACUAAAGACCAGUCCUCAACAUGCUGGACAAAGUUCGCUAAACUACAACCAGUCGGGUCACCCUGGUGCUAGACCUGGUGCUCCUGAUGGAGAUUCCAGAAAAGUGGAGAAGAUUGAUGAUGGCACUGCUGCCCUGGCUGCUAGCAGGAGACUUAGAGGUGGUCGGAUUGCAGAAGGUGCACAGGUCAUGAGUGAUGACAGUGAUGCCUUGGGAGACUUAGGCACAGGACUUGGAAAGAUCGAGACAUCUGACCAGCCCAUCAAUCGAUCAAGAUUAUGUAAAAGUAUGAAUGAAGUCCUCCAUGACAAUGGAGCUCUGCCCUACUUCAUCCAGUACAUGGCAUCAAGCAACUCCAAACAACUUGUCCAGUUUUGGUUAGCGGCAGAGAGUUUUAGUAAUGCUUCAUGGUCCAAAAUGAGAACAGACUCAAUGACUAAGGGGGAUUCCCCUGUGAUGGGAAACCAUGUAACAACGACAAUACCAGAGGAACGAAGAGAGAAUGUGGAGCAAACUGAAAGCCAAGAAACAAACUCAUCUGUGACAAACAAUAAAGACACCAUAUGCAGUUCGAGUGACACUGUGGAAAAUGAUUCUGUAAACACCACAAAUAACAAUGUUGACUUGCCAAGUUUGGACGAGAGUGAUUCAUCAAAGAAAGACACACAAUCUGUACCUGUAGUUGUAGUGAACCCUCCUGUAUCCAUGCCCAAGAAGAAUGAAUCGCCAAGUAUAUCACCUCAAAAGACUCAUACAAGAGCGAUGUCUGAUUCGGCGGUAGGUGUUGGUAAGAUGUUUGGCAGUGGGGCUACUUUUCAGCCUGGUCAUCGGAGAAAUAACUCCUGGAAAGAGGUCGACCCAAGAACUGCGGUGGAAAGAGAUGCCAUCAAUAUAUUCACCAGAUACAUCUGUAAGGAUGCCACAUCACCCAUUGGUGUACCAGAGGAUAUUAGAUUAGAUAUUAUAGCCAAGAUUUGUCCCAAAGAUGGCCAGUUCGAUCCAGAUAGUUUCAAAGCGGCUCAGAACUAUGCAUUCAGUGUUAUGGAGAAGCAAUAUUUCCAGUCAUUCCUGAUGAGUGAAUUCCAUUGUAAAUAUCAGAUAGAUGUACUUACUAGUGGGCGUGUCUACCUAGCUGACAUACUCUACAACGAUGUAGCCACUUUUUACUUCAUGGAGUACCUGGAACAGGAAAAUGCCGUCCAUCUGCUUCAGUUCUGGUUGGCUGGGGAGAAUUUUCAACAGCAUUUAUUAUCUCAACAAGGGCAGUAUGAUCCUAUGGAGGCUCAGAACGAUGCUAUGGUGCUAUAUGAAAAGUACUUUUCAUUACAAGCUACCAGCCCCUUAGGUUUUGAUGAUAAGAUCCGCUUUGAGGUGGAGAGUAAUAUAUGUCGGGAAGGGGGACCACUAGCAACCUGCUUCUCUACGCCAAUGAGACAAACAUAUACUACAUUAGAAACAAUGCAUUUUCCUGGGUUUCUUCGUAGUGAGCUCUAUUACAAGUUCCUCAAUGAGCUCAUCAGCAAUAUCAAGAGUGAGCAUGGGACCAUGGCUGCUGCAGGGUCUGUUGCCACGGCCCUGGAAGAUGAUCAGUCCUCUGUAUCCUCUGAGCCUGCCACCAGAGGGAUGCGUAAUACCCUGCUAGCUGAGGGCAAUGUGGUCAAGCUCUUUGAUGGGGACCUCAACAUUGACCAGAUGAAGUUUGAUCCAGACACUCUCUGGCAGAGGCCAAGUGCAGGAAACACUGGUAUGAUGUUUGGUAAGGUGAAUCAUCUUGGUCAGUUUGUACCAGAAUAUGAACCAGAUCCUGAAUCACUUCAGAAGAGAACAUCGUCCAAUAAGUUCUCUCUCAAAAAACUGGUCACCAAAGAGGAGGACAAGAGUAAAGAAGAGAUGGCUUUGAAGAUAGCCCAGAUGAUCAUCAAUGAUGUCAACAAACAAACCCAGGGAUUAGCAGGGGAUGAUAUACCAUCCCCUACAGCAGCUAAACCACCACAGGGAUUAUAGCACAGGAUACAUACAUCGGUUCAUCAUAUAAGAUGAUUAACUCUUUAACAUGUCACCAAUUAGCAGUGCACCAAAUAAAAAACACAUAAAUCGUAUAGAGCUGCAAAUCAUACGGCAUGUUAAGAGUUGAUGGCUGGUCCCGGGUGCAAAAACAAAAAACAAAACAUGAAAGUAAAAUCACCCUUGCUAAGAUUGGCAUUUGCUUUAUGGGAUAUGAAUGUAGAAAUGGCUCUGGGGGUGUUGCAUGAAAGUUUCCAGCACUAACUAAAUUGACUAUUUCAGUGAAAACCUUGCUUUUGAUUGGCUGAGAAGCUUUGGCCUCUGACUGUUACUAUGGUAACUGUCAGAGAAAGACAUCUUGUCAGUGCUGAAAACUUUCCUAUGAUGGUCCCCUGAUGUGAAUACUAGUGCUGAAGUCAUCAGUUUGCUAUUUGGGUUACUCUUGUUUGGUCCUUAUUUGCCCCUACAUGAAAUUAUCUCAUACCAUUUAGUAGUAAAAAAAAUACACUUUGAUUAUAUGGUUUAAUUGACAUUGUAUUCAUUCAGGAAUGCACAACAUAUUGUAUUAGAAAUGGUAUCAAAAUUAUUGCUGAAGUCAGCAAAAUUUUCUGUUUUUGUUAAUUUUUCUUGUUUUAUUUCUUGCUUUCAAGAUUAUAAUUCCUGCAGAAGUGUCACUGAAAAUAGCCUAAUCCUCUAUGCGUUGAAAUAAAUGGAAGGCACGUUUCUUUAAAGUGUCAUCAGUUUAUGGACGUCCUUGUGUGAGCUAAUAUACAUACAUGUAAGAAGCAUUUCUUUGAGUUGCCAAGAACACAAGAUUUGUGAAGGUUAAAAAACUGGCUUCCUCAAUACUGGUUGACUUGAACUGUCUCACGUAAACCCCUAGAAUUAUUUUCAUCAGAAGUUUUAGUUGGGGCAUUAUCAUUGUUUUAUUGGGACCAGCCAUGGUGGGUUUGAGGGUGUGUGUGUGUGUGUUUGUAAGAUAUGAAAAGUUUGUGUGCAUCUCUGAUCUGGGACUCUGAUUCUCUUGCCAAAAUUGAUAGAUUUUGUAAUUAUAGAUGGUUGUUUAUCAAAUUAUUUUGUAUGAAGCAUAACAGCUCUUAGUGGUAGAUCAAUAUUGAAGUGGCCAGUGUGAUGAAAGGGACAAAUUCGAUUCUGUGUAUUCAUUCUUUAUUUCUCAAGAUGACAAAAAUUCUUUGCAUAGGAAUAGCAAUUUGAGUGUAAAAAUGGAGGUAUUCUCUCGUUUUAAAUUACCACUAGAUUUUUUUUCUUUGGUUGCAAAGUAGUAAUUUGAUUUGAAAAUAGGAGGCAGGAGAGAGGACUACCUCCAAAGUUACCUGUAGAUAGUGCACUUUGAUAUGAGUACAUGAGACAACACAUAAUCUGACGUUAAUUAUCUGCCAGAUCUGGCCAGAUUCUCCUCAAAGUUCUUUUUUUUUAGAACAUUCUGAGUGCAAUCCUUUUCAGGGGUUAUUUUGACAAUGAUUCACUUCCUAAUUUAUGAAGAUAAAGAAAGUACACAAAUUGUUUAAACUUUCACGAGACUAAAGCUUUUCAAGUCAAUUCAAUUCAAUUUUCUUAAUCUAACAAAAAAUAUGUGAUGUACUGAAAAUGCUGUUUGUAAUCCCCAAUGUUCUACUGUUUCAUAUCCAUAUUAUUGUGUCAGAUGUGAUCAAGUCAACGAAAGCAAUAUUUAUUAUGUUUUACAGGUGGUUGUGUGUACUGUUGUGUGACGUACAGUCUUCAGAAGGUAUUUCAUACAGAUUGUCAAGUGUUACAAGUAUUAUUGUUGCAAUGUUAAUUGACGAGUUGAUAAGUCAAUAUUGAGCUUUACUUGCAAAUACAAGUAAAUACUUUUUCUAUUGCUUAGUAGCAAUUGAAGAUCAGAUGAGUUGAUGGGUUUGUAAUAUUUAUUUAAUCACAAUUAAGAUAUUGCAAUGAGAUAUUUUUGUUGCCUAUGAGACAUAUAAAUGAUACUAGAAUGUUGAAUUCAACUCCUCGUGGUAGAUCUAUGUUUCAAAGGUGGGAGUUGGAUCGUUAACCUUUCUUCAUUCUCGCUUUGAAUUGGAUCUAGUGGAAGGAGUUGGACAGUGGUCAAGUUGUAUUCACACGUGCCCAUAUGUCCUUGGAAUCUGGGUUAAAGUUAACGAAGUCAGUAAAUCCACCAACAAAUAUCAGACAUUCAUCACAAUUCUUUUUUAAUGUUCUAGAAUUGUGUUAAUUGUUGAAAAUUACAUACCUCUUUCUUACACGCUCCAUGUAAUUUGCGAUGAAAUAUUUGCAAAGCUACAAUCGAUAGGUAUUUGAGGGACCCGUUAGUAGGGUGUUCAUACCCUUGAUAAGCUGUGUUAAGUCAACUUUGGUAACGAUAUAUUGACUAAAGGGUUGUGGUGAUGCUGGAAAGGGAGGGGUAAUAUUGUACCUUUCCUGAAGUAAACCUCCUAAUUUGUUAAUGUGUGUGCUCUUCCUUUCCAUUUCUGUCAAUCACGUGAUAGCAUGUGGAACUGUUUUAUGUUACAUUCAUUCCAUUGCAAACUUUGAAAUAUAGAUGUCAUGCUUAAUAUAGUUGUCAAAUAUAGUUUUUAUACAUUAUUCCACAUUGUUACACAUUUCAUAUCAUUGUCUUUUAAUUCAAUGAUUUUGAUUAUCUAAAAAAAAUAAGAUUAUGACAUGCUGUUUUCUUGUGGAUUUCGUGGAUAUGGUGAAUAUUAUUUUUAAAACAUUUUUAAAGAAUUAUGUAAAAACAAUGAAACAAAUGAAAGUGAGAAAAGCAACAUAUGUAUAUUACCAAAGAACAGUUGUUCUAUCAGAUUACCAAUAUUUAGGGUAGUGAUUUUUUUCAAUGAAUAGUUUAUAUACUCACUAUGCUGCAUCUCUGCGGGUAGUUUUGUUUCUUGUAAAAUAUUACAAAUGUUACGUUACAUGAAUCUUUGUAAAUCAUUAUUUUUUUGUAGAAAGUGCUACCCUUCACAAAAUAUGUAGAUUUUAUUCUUGUAAUGAGCCUAGAGGUGCAACUUUUUACAUGUAUGGUUGUUUUCCAAUGAUAAAAUCAUUUGUUUUAUGCCUGACAUUUGUUUUCUUAAAAUUUAACAAAUCCGAGUUUCUCUGUGUGAAUGCAGUUCAUGUUAACAGGGAGGUGUAUUUUAUCAUGAAUAAUUAUAACAACAAAAUAGUAAUGAGUCAUUAUAAUCAUAUUUGUUGUUACCAUGUGCAUGGAUGCAUAUGUGGAGGAGAUUUGUCAGUCAAUUUAUUUUAAUUUUUCGUAAUGUUAACAGCUUUAACAAUUCCUUGACCAUGAAGUCUGCUGUUAUUACAUUCAUUUCAGUAUACUUUAUAACCCAGGUGCCAGGGUUUUUAAUAUCAAUACAUUUCUCUAGUUCUUGAAAGGUUAUCUUAAUUGCCAUUUUGGGAGCGUAUAGAAUUAAAAAGGUUUAUUUUCUUAUGAAAAAUGAAUUGUUUGCGGCAAAAUGUUUACAAGACCUUGUCGGCCUUAUACACCAACUCGUAGCCUGAUAUCACCUAUAUAUAAUAUAGGUGAUAUAAUAUAUCAUUAGGAAAAAAAGAAGUGGCAGGAUUUAGAUUUCAAGACCCCCCCCCAAAAAAAAAAAAUGGGAGGGAGUGUCAUCAUUGUGUAAGAGUCAGUCUCCCUUUGUAAGAGGGGAAAAUGGUGACUGAAAUAGAUGAUCAUCAUCAAUAGAGACUUAAAUCUUAACAGAAGUCUCUUUAUAGUUCUUGGCACUCUAAUACUUAACUCUCUUUCAAAAAUAUUUUCUAUGUUUCUUGUGCACCCUAGAAGGGAUGGCAUGAUAUAAAUGCAUAAAUCAUUAUUAAAAUUAAUAGUUAAUGAUUGAUAUUAAUUAUUAUAGUUUACAAUCUUAUAUUUUCAAAUAUUAUUGAGUUAAUUGAAAACAUGCAUUGACAGAUUUGAGACUGCAAUUUCAAAAUUCGUAACAUGGUACAAGUUAAUUUAAAGGAUAAGUCUUUAUCUUAAAAAGUUCACAAGUGAAAUAAGACUCACUGCAUGUUUUAUGCGGAAUGAACAGUUCAUUGUGUGUAAAGAAGAAAAAAAACAAGAUGUAGUUCAACUUACAUGCCAUGUUGAAUAUAUCACAGCUAGUACACAUUAAAAGGGAAAGACGGACCUGGCAGAGUUCUGACCGUUGCAUUUAUGAGAGAAUAUUUUACCUAAUGAGCUUGCUUGACUUGAUUUUCCCUCUAUCAUUCGACUUGAAACAACCUAAAAUUUGUUUUCCUUAAGAUUUGUAAUCUUAUUCAGUUUUCAUGGCAUAGAAUGUUAGCCUAUUUCGAUGUAAUUUUGAAUGAUUGGAAUGUGGAAUUCUGCGGCUUGGUUCAAGCUUGUUAUACGAUAUUGAAUAUGAAAUGUCCAAUGUGUAUAUCCAUGCCCAUAUUUGUCCAUAAUUUAUGAAUGGAGAUGUUUUAUAUAUGUGAAAAUCUUAUGAGGUCCAUAAUGUUUUUGUAUUUGAUGUUGAAUUAUCUUAGCAUGAUAUUGCCAAUCACUCAUAUUACAGGUCAAAAGAAAUAUAUGUACUGUAAAUGUAAGGUAUAUUAUCAGAAAAUCCCAGAAAUAUAACAUUUUUGAGUAUAUGUUA